ACGACAUGCGACUGCUAAGACCUGCGACUGCUACAGGCCUCUAAUGGUGCUGAAUCUGCUGCUACUACACUUGAGAGAAAAUCAGACAUAUAGGAUGGACAUGGGGAGAGAAUAGAGAUCCCAAUAAUAAAUCUUUAGUGUGGUGUUUUUUUUGUGAUAAGAAAAUGUCUGGAGGGAUUUACUGUCUUAAAGAACACCUUGCCCAGGUUAAGGGAAAUGUUUCUUCUUGUAACAAGGUAACCAAUGAAGUGAUGAAGAUAGCUGCAAAAUCAUUGCUUGAAAAAAAAUCUGUCAAGGCUAAGAAAGCUAGAGUUGACAGUAUCAUUGAGAGGGAAAAUGCUUUCUUGGAUGAGGAUGAUGAAUUCGAGCUUGGUGAUGAUGGUGAUGGCGGAACUGAAGGUGGACACACAGUUUCAACCUUUACAACUGGGCAAGGCAGUGGCACAAUUGCUUCUAAGACAAGAAUUAAACAAUCUUAUGUUAGAGGAUCACUGGACACCUUAUUAAAGCCCGACCAUGAGAAGAUGAAACAAUCAACGUUGGAUAAAACUAAUCCAACUAAGCUGAAAUUAAAGGAGAUUGCUUGGGAUAAAUUUGCAGAGUGGGGAUAUGAGGUCGGGUUAGCUUUUAAUGCCGUUAGAACACCAAGCUUUCAGGCCUUUAUUCAUGCCGUUGGAGAUUACGGAAGAGGUAAAUAGUUCCAUAAUAGCCUUAAUUUUUAGUCCAAAAAACUGAAAUUUUAUUCUUAAUUUCUUUUCAUUUCUUUUCCAGGUAUGUCAGCACCCACUUAUCAUCAAUAUCGCCAUACUCUGUUGAACAAGCAGCUAGUCAAAACAAAAGAAUUUGUUGAAUCAUUCAAAGCAUACUGGAAGACAUAUGGAUGCUCUAUUAUGUCUGAUUUUUAGACAGAUGGUAAAGGAAGGUCUUUGAUCAACUUUUUGGUAAACUGUCCAAAAGGAACAGUUUUUUUGAAGUCGGUUAACGCAUCUGAGCAUGUAAAAGAUGCAAAUCUCAUUGUGGGGUUGAUUAAUGAGAUUAUUGAACAUGUGGGAGAGGAGAAUAUAGUUCAGGUGAUCUAUUUUUAAUUCUAAAUCUAUUGUCUAUACAUUAACUAAUAGUCAGAUAUUAAUUAAUACUAAUUUCAGUUUUUUCUCAUGUUAAAUAAUAGUUCAUCACCGAUAAUGGAUCUAACUACAAGGCAGCGGGGAGGAUUUUAGAGGAACAACAUCCUAAGAUGCUUUGGACCCCUUGUGCUGCACAUUGUGUGAACUUAAUGUUGCAAGAUCAUGGUGAUAAGUUGCCCAAGCCUCGUCGAGGUUUAUGCACAAAAAACCGGCCAUAAAAAGUGCUUUACGUGAAGGUAAAGCAAUGGUUGUUUAUAUAUAAAACCAUGGGAGGAUAUUGAGCCUAAUGCGAAAGUUAACAAGCGGGAGAGAGUUGCAUAGAUCAUGUGUAACCAGGUUUGCUACUGCGUUUUACACUCUUAAGAGUAUUUGGAAGAAUAGGUGUCAUUUGCAAGUUGUAUUUGUUUCUGAAAAAUGGAUCAACAGUGAGUUUGCAAAGAAGGCUGAUGGAAAAAAAAAAUGCAAGAAUAGUGGCAAGGCAAGGCUUUUGGGAUAAUGUUUAUUUUACUUGUCAAGUCUUGGCUCCACUUGUUGAUGUGAUAAGAUUGGUGGAUACAGAAGAGAAACCUAGUAUGGGUUAUAUUUAUGAAUCUAUGGAUAGAUCAAAAGACCAAAUUGAAAAGAAUCUUGGGAAUGACCAAUUCACCUAUGCAAAAGUAUGGCAGACAAUUGAUAUUAGAUGGAAUAAUAAAUUCCAUCACGCUUUGCACGCAGCCGGUUAUUACCUAAAUCCAAGCAUAUUUUAUAAGCAUGGUGUGACGAAGAUGGAGUCGAACAAAGAGAUAAAAGCCGGGCUCCUUGAAGCAAUACAAAAGCUCGUAGAUGAAGAUGCACUUGACAGUAUUAGCAGUGAGUUGGUACUUUACAGAUCUGCAAGUGGGUCUCUAGGAUCAACUAUGGCUGUGAGAGCUAGGGAAAAAGUCCCACCCAAUGAAUGGUGGCUUUCAUAUGGGUCUGAUGUGCCUAAUCUUCAAAUGUUUGCACUCAAGGUUUUGAGUCAAACCUGUAGCGCCUCACCUGUGAGCGUAAUUGGAGUGCCUUUGAUCAUAUACAUUCAAAGAAGAGAAACCGUUUGCUGCAAUCAAAAUUAAAUGAUCUUGUCUACAUCCAGUACAACAAAAAGCUGCAGCAACGAUUCUUUGAGAGACAGCACAAUGUUGGCAGUAAGAGUUAUGAUCCUAUUUUCUUAAGGGAAGUUGAUGAAAAUGAUGAUUGGGUAGUUCCAAAUGAUGAAGCACUUCAAGACCUUGUCAAUCAAGGUGAUAAUCUGACUUGGGAAAAAGUACGAACAGCACAACAAGCAACUGAGGCACGGACAAACACAAGGAGUCAAAACAGAAGGGGGAAUGUGAAUGCAUCACAGUCUGCGUAUAGACUACUUGAUAUUGAUUUAGAUGACCCGGAAGUGGAAGAGGAAGAACAAGUGGGGAAUCUGACUACUGAAGAUCUAUUUGGAGAAGAUCUAUUUGGGAACAUGGAGGAUGAAGACGAAAAUCACGACCUUGAACCCAAUGAAGAUUAAUAUCAGACCAACUUAUCAGAUGAUUGAAUGUUUUAUCACUUUUGCUUUAUGACACUUA
Molecule: messenger RNA, 2704 nt
Organism: Cuscuta epithymum
Lineage: Eukaryota; Viridiplantae; Streptophyta; Magnoliopsida; Solanales; Convolvulaceae
Source: the annotation of a GenBank genome assembly